Molecule: messenger RNA, 7183 nt
Organism: Podarcis lilfordi (Lilford's wall lizard)
Lineage: Eukaryota; Metazoa; Chordata; Lepidosauria; Squamata; Lacertidae
Source: the annotation of a GenBank genome assembly
CCCCAAGGAGGUCUCCCCAGGGAUGCCCACCCCUGGCACACUGACUCUGGCUCACCGGUUGGCUUGUGGCAACGAGGGCAGUCCUGGGCGCUGCCCGCAGGUCCCUUAGCCAGCCAUGGCGCGGCCGCUGAACAUGGACACCCUACAGCAGAACUUCUGGAAGGAGGAGUACAACAAAGAGCUCGUGAUGCGCUACCGCUGGCACCAGAAGUACGGCGCCAUCGUGAAGGCCAAGCAGCAGGCGCAGAGGGAGCGUCGGAAGAAGGCCAUGGACAACACUCUACGGCUCCCCUCCGUCAAGCCCGCCCCACUGGACGUAACCCCCCAGCGCCCCAUCCCGCCUCUAACGGCAGCCCCCGCAGGGCUGGCGCGGGAACGGGACCUGACCGGGGUGGACGCCGCGAUCCUGGAGAUGGAAAUGAGGCCUGCGCCUCGGGAGUUGCGCAACCUCCUGUACCAGGGCAUCUCGCACGAGGACGAAGGGCGCACGCGCUACUUGAAGCUGCGCCUGCUCUUGAACCCGGAGGACAAAUACACUUUUCCUGUCACCACCAACUUCAACUAUGGCUGGCAGAUGGGUGAGUGGGAGCGAGGGGGCGCGGGAGGGGUGCUGCUAAAAGGUGAAGGACCCCUGACCAUUAGGUCCAGUCGGGGCCGACUCUGGGGUUGUGGCGUUCAUCUUGCUUUACUGGCUGAGGGAGCCGGCGUUUGUCCACUUCCGCAGACAGUUUUUCCAGGUCAUGUGGCCAGCAUGACCAAGCCGCUUCUGGUGAACCAGAGUAGCACACAGAAAUGCCGUUUACCUUCCCGCUGGAGCAGUACCUAUUUAUCUACUUGCACUGGUGUGCUUUCGAACUGCUAGUUGGGCAGGAGCAGGGACUGAGCAACGGGAGCUCACUCCAUCGCGGGGAAUCGAACCACCAACCUUUUGAUCGGCAAGUCCUAGGCUCUGUUUUUUAACCCACAGCACCAACCAAGGGGUUGCAGGAGGGAUGCUGCUGUUUUCGGAUAAAUUAAAUGUCGGGGGGGGGUGUAAGCUGUUGCAGGAAUUUAUGUAUAGGUUGGGUGGGGGUGUUUCCCCUCCAGCAGAUAUCCUGCACAUGCAGCCCACUACCAAAAUCAGCACAAUCGCUUUUGUGACUUUUGUGAUUUGUCCCCACAAAACACCCCAUCACAGUUUCUUCCUAUCUAUUCAAAGGGCCUUUGCUGCACGAUACAAAUGUAAGAAUUCACUGAUAAAUGUCUCUAUGUACUGUCUCACUGGGAAAACUUCAGAAAUUCAUAUAGACAUGUGAGCUCAGCUGCUCAGCAGCCCCUCUGCCUGAGUGAUAAUCCCUGGCAUCCUGAUACCUGAGUGCCAGACAGGUAGCCAUUCCAGAAAGAACCAACCCAGAUGAAGACAAAAGGGUGUGAUUCACUUGGCUGGGAAAUAGGGAAAUGUAAAUAUCUUUUUUGUUAGACUUGAUCGGUGUUUGGUGGAGGGCAAGAGGGACCAUGGGGCAGGGUCCAGGAAGCUCAGAUUACUGCCACCAGACCUCCCCUUUCAUGAUGUAACCGUGAUGUAUGAGUGAUGUAGUUUGGGGGGGUGUAACAUGGGGAUUAGCAGCUAAUAAAAGUUUGGGUUCUCUAUUGUUCGGGGCUUCCAUCUUGUUCCACCUUGAGGAAGGUGGGAGUCCUGUUGUGACAGUCUUCAAUAAAGACCAAGCCUUCUGGCUGCUGUUUUGCUCUGGGAUUCCUGGCUGGUGUCCUUGUCCUUUUUUGUCCAAGGGAGCCUUCAGAUUUCUCCGUUAGCAAGCCCCACCCUGCACAAUUGAUCCCUUGAUGUGGCAAACACCCAUUUGAAUGGCAAUGUCCAUAAGCUUUUGGGGAUCGACUCCCUGAAAUAUUUCAUCGAGGGGGCCGAAGGGACCUCAGCGCAUAGGAGUUGACUCUGUUAUAUGACCAAAUAGGUUCUUUUAUCUGUUGUUUAACAUAUAUGAGACGCCGUGUACCCUAGGAAAGCGCAUCCGGUCUGAAAAGUCUUCUUAUAUACUCUUCCCGCUGCUUUUCUGAGUCUUGUCACUCCUUGCUCCUUGGCGUGUUCUUGGCGGUCCUUCGUCCUUGAAAAAAGCACACCAAGAACUCUGGCCAUUAUAAGUUUCAGCAGUGGGAGAGGUCCCUACUCGCAAAUCAAUAGUCAAUUGUAACAAAACUAUUCCAUUCAAAAGUAUGUAUUCUGACAAGGAUAACAAACUCAAACAGAGAUUACAAACUCAAACUCAUAAGGAUAUGUAUAACACAAUAAUUCGUUACAGCAUUAAAGAUAAGAGUUUAUGAGUAGAGAUGUUCAUGUUAGUCUAUAGUCAAAUUCGACGUGAAGGUCUUAGUUUCAAUCAUUGAGCAGAAGUCAGAAGUCAAAUUAUGGAUCAGAAACCACGACAGGGCCCUGUUUCGAUGUAUUCGCCUUCAUCAGCUGGAAGUAUCAAACAUUACACAAAAAUACAUUUAAAUUCUAAAUUAUUAUAACUUAUGAUAAUUUAGAAUUUAGAUGUUUUAUAACUUAUUUUCUCUAAUGCUGUAACGAAUUAUUGACUAUUGAUUUGGGAGUAGGGACCCCUCCCACUGCUGAAACUUAUAUUGGCCAGAGUUCUUGGUGGGCUUUUUUCUUGGUAUAUUUAAUAACAAGAGGUCCUUUGUCCUUGGCAUGUUCUUGGCAAAUCACAACACUCAUUGCUCGGAACUAGUGCUGAGUAGCUUUUGGCAUGUUUCAACACUCAUUGUUUGCAACUAGUGUAGUAUAGUCAGUCUUUAUGCUUCCUUGCGUGUACCGUUCACUUGGCCGGAACAUGCACAUUCCAUUGGUUCUUUGACAAACACAGUUCGUUAUUAGUUCAUCAACAGCAUCCGUUUUGUGUUGAUGGUCUCCAACCAUUUUAGGUCCAUUCAAACCAUAUCAUUCCUUACAGCUGCUAGGAGAGGAAGGGAGUCCUGGGUGCCCCCUGGAAAAGACUAGUGGGCGGGAAUCGGAUUUGGGUUGCGCAGCAAUGUCAUUCUGGGCUGCCUCCGCAGAAAUCUCGGGGUCUUAGUGGACCACAAGCUGAACAUGAGCCCACAGCGUGAUGCAGCAGCAAAAAAGGCCAAUGCUAUUCUAGAGAACCUGGCAGGGCGGAUGGGAGGGGACAGAAGAACAUCAGGAGAGCGGUUGGCUACAGCUGGGUUUGGCCAAAGGGGGACUGAUCCAUAGGGACAAAUGCCAGGUUCUGCAGUUAGGCUGGAAGAAUCAGAUGCACAAAUAUAGGAUGGGGGACACCCGGCUCACUAGCAGUACACGGGGAAAAGAUCUAGAGGUCUUGGUGGACCACAAGCUGAACAUGAGCCAACAGUGUGAUGCAGCAGCAAAAAAGGCCAGUGCUGUUCUCGGCUGUUCUCCGCCACUUCCCCCUCUGUGGAGUCAAAACAUAUACCAUCAGGUGAAAGACAACAAUCCCAUGACUGCAAUCAUGGAGCAGGAAUUCUAACAGACCAUGCUCUGCCUACACAGCUUCUGAACUGCUGGACACUGCAGGAAGGGAGAGUUGCUCUUGUGCUCAAAUCCUGUUUGCAGGUUUCCCUUGGGGGGGCAUCUCGUCGGCCCCUGUGGGAGCUGGGUGUUAGAAUUCCUGCUCCAUGACUGCAGUCAUGGGAUUUUUGUCUAGCACAUCAUCAUCAUCAUCAUAAUUUAUUAUUUAUACCCCGCCCAUCUGGCUGGGCCUCCCCAGCCACUCUGGGCGGCUUCCAUAGAAACCAAAAAUACAGUAAAAUAUCACACGUUAAAAACUUCCCUGAACAGGGCUGCCUUAAGAUGUCUUCUGAAUGUCAGGUAGUUGUUUAUCGCUUUGACAUCUGCUGGAAGGGCGUUCCACAGGGCGGGCGCCACUACCGAGAAGGCCCUCUGCCUGGUUCCCUGUAGCUUUGCUUCUCGCAAUGAGGGAACCGCCAGAAGGCCCUCGGCACUGGACCUCAGCAUCCGGGCAUAACGAUGGGGGUGGAGACGCUCCUUCAGGUAUACUGGACCAAGGCCGUUUAGGGCUUUCAAGGUCAGCACCAACACUUUGAAUUGUGCUCGGAAACGUACUGGGAGCCAAUGUAGGUCUUUCAAGACCGGUGUUAUAUGGUCUCAGCGGCAGCCCCCAGUCACCAGUCUAGCUGCCGCAUUCUGGAUUAGUUGUAGUUUCCGAGUCACCUUCAAAGGUAGCCCCACGUAGAGCACAUUGCAGUAGUCCAAGCGGGAGAUAACCAGAGCAUGCACCACUCUGGCGAGGCAGUCCGCAGGCAGAUAGGGUCUCAGCCUACGUACCAGAUGGAGCUGGUAAACAGCUGCCCUGGACACAGAUUUGACCUGUGCCUCCAUGGACAGCUGUGAGUUCAAAAUGACUCCCAGGCUGCACACCUGGUCCUUCAGGGGCACAGUUACCCCAUUCAGGACCAGGGAAUCCUCCACACCUGCCCGCCUCCUGUCCCCCAAAAACAGUACUUCUGUCUUGUCAGGAUUCAACCUCAAUCUGUUAGCCGCCAUCCAUCCUCCAACUGCCUCCAGACACUCACACAGGACCUUCACAUGACGGUAUAUGUUUUGACUCCACAGAGUGGGAAGUGACGGAGACAGGAUGUUUGUGUUACUGCAUUCUGUGAAGUGAGACUAUUGUCCUUUGUUCUUUCUCUUUGCUGUCUGAUGCUAGAGAGAAAGGGAGCCAUGUUGCAGUGCUCUGUGUGUGUUUAUAUGUAAAUAAAGUAGAUUAGCCAAAAUGCUGAGUUGCUGAGGUCUGUCACGAAAAGCUGCAAAGACUCUGCGGAUUCCUAAGUGUGCCGAUGUCUGUUGGCAUCGGUCGCUGUGAUGUUUGGGCAGAAGAAAGCUUCUGAAGCUCCCAAACAAAUGACCAGGGAGGAGGGAACAUGCCAGGGUCCUACUCGAGUGUAGGCUGAACUCCUGACACUGGGUGCUGAGAUGUUAAAAUUUGCAAUUCUCCAAAGCCUGAAGCUUUUCUUCUGGGGAUAUUGGGGACAAACGUACCAAAGAAUAUGAUCAAACUAUUUAUGUACACAACAACAGCCGCCAGAAUCCUAUAGGCGCAGAAUUGGAAGGAAGAAGAUGACACAACUAAAGAGGAAAGGCUUGCAAAGCUAAUGGGCUCUGCAGAAUUGGCGAACGCCGGGAAGGAGAGAUCAAAACGGCGAACUCUGCGUUGAAGAGUGGAAACCCUUCUCAGAAUAUCUGGGAAAGAACCAUAACCAUGUGAAAUCGCGGGCAGGAUUUGAAUUAUGAACAGCAGAUUAAAAAUGGCAAGAGAUGCGUCCGAGGAAAUAUGUAUUAGAUUUAGUUUGGCAGGACUUACGGCUGCAAAUGAAACGUUUUAAAUGCGUUGCAAAGUGCAAUACCCGAAUGUGACACUGGAUGGCAGCGGCGAGCUAUGCCAAAUUUAAUGUAUUUUUCGAAACGUUGUGGGUUUUUUUUAAAAGCAUUUUUGCAGCAUAUUUUUUUUUUUUUUAAAAAAAUAUGGGUGUAGAUUCCACCAUACAGUGCAGCAGAACAAGGGUGGGCAUAAAAAGAUACCCCAGAGGUAAGGGUGGAAAGUCGUUUUAUUUUGCAAGGGGGAUGUAAAUUCAUCAUCAAUCUUUAUUACGGCCCAGAGACCCAACAAAUCGUUACAAAGCGAUACACCAUUCAGACAGCCUACCUCCAGGUUAAGCAAGCAUUUUGUUCAGAAUAUAGGGGUCAUUGGUUCUUGCAACCACCGAUAAAAACUUUGCCACUGCUAAUGUUCUGGCGUUUGUCCGGUCUUCCAAUAGGAACCCGACAUAGUGAGCCUCUGAUUUUCCUGGGAAAGGUACCAGCAAGGGUAAUAUCAGUUCAGCCCUGGCUUGCUCAUAUUUUGCACAGUGCAACAAAAAUUGUUUUAUGGAAACGAUGUCUUGAGCACACGAGCAAACUGCAGUUAAGUUAAGAUCAACUGUAAUAAACAAUUUAUCAAUAGACUCCUCCCUGACGGCUUACGAAAAUCUCAUUGAGUCCUUGCAGGAUGUGGUCUCUGUCAACAUAAACUCAGCUGGCAAGCCACGCACUGCUAAAGGGCGCUGCUGGAGUGCCGCACAAAGAAGGAAGCCUUAAGGAACGCUUAUUUGGCCUAUAGUGUAGCCUUAUUAGACUUUACCGAUUGGUGGGCUCUGCGUUGCUCCCGGACAGGAGGAAGGAAGUCAAAUGACACCGAGGGUUGGUUCAGAGAAAGAGUUCUUUAUUUCUGCUCUCCGGAGUAGCAGAAAGGCACUUGCGUGGUCAGUCCACAGCAAGUCCAAAGAAAUGAGAAUUUCAUGCAGUAUAUAUAUCCUCCAGGCACCCUCUCCCGCUUCCCCAGGAAUCCAGCCACAUCAGCUUGUACACGCAGGUUGACAUCACAGAUGUUCCUGCUCCGGUACUCUCAACCAUAUAAGGUUGUUCCUCUUCCUGUACUCUUGACCAUAUAAGGUUGUUCCUGUUCCUGUAUUCCUUAUCUUGGGGUAAGAAGGUCUCCUGGCGCUGUUCCCGGACUAGGUCUGAGCGUCAGAGUGUGGUCAGGAGGUAAGAUAAGACCUAGACGUGUCAUCCCUGCUCUACUGGAACAGCCAAGGCCAUCCUUGCCGUCACGAACUGAUAAAGGAGAGGGCUCUGAGCACUUGUUUAUACAGCCGGGUUUUUGUUUAUACAUUGACUCAGAGCUCAAGUUAAUGGAUUUUAGCUAAGGAAAAAUAGGGAUUUUGGUGCCCGUUUCAAACUGCCUGCACAGUCAGUUUUGGGGUUUUGGGAAACCCAUUCCUUCAAUAGAAACGCUGGAUGUAAAUUGUAUUUGAAGUUAAGUUGCUAAAGUUUUUUUUUUAUUAUUAUUAUUAUUAUUAUUUAUUAGACACUAGAGUAGGUGGGCCACUCUCUGGCCUGAUCCUGCAGGAGGCUCUGCUGUUCUUCACCCUGACCCUUUUUUGUCUCCCCAGGGAAGCUGGCCACCAGCCACAUCGCCCCCACCCCCAAGUGCCGUAUCGACAGCUUCUUCCGCAAGAACGGCGCCUUCUCCCUGCUCCACCCGCGCGACGUGGCCCUCUGAGCGAGACCUGCCUGCUCCCCCGGCUUCGCGCUUGCAAACAAAGCUCUACAUGUUUUAUCACUUGAGUCUCCUUCUCUGGUGCCUUUCCUUGAUUU